Messenger RNA from Daktulosphaira vitifoliae (grape phylloxera), 1098 nucleotides. Its product is annotated as cysteine-rich DPF motif domain-containing protein 1. The transcript has 2 exons. The record is from RefSeq and is a predicted model, not a curated record. Lineage: Eukaryota; Metazoa; Arthropoda; Insecta; Hemiptera; Phylloxeridae. Bases 489 to 917 code for a protein of 142 amino acids.
AUACGAGUCUCACGCGCCGAAGGUUCUUAUGCCCUAGGUCUGACCCGAAGUCUAGUAUAUUAUAAUUUUUAUAUGUUCUUAUUACACUUAAGUUUAUUGGAAUUUUUUUAGUAUUCAUUAAAUAAAUUCAAAAAAUUUCAGUGGAAAUAUUUAAAUAAUAUUGUGUUUGUACAAAAUAUUGAAUGUUAUCUAGCGUAGAGUGUAUUCAUGUGGAUUCCAUUGCUUGAAACUGAUAAGUUAUUAUAACUUCGUAUAAGAUAAGAUAAUGUUAAAAAACAUAAAAUAUAGUCUUUAAUAACGACUCGUUAUUUUAGAAAUAUUGUUUUCCGGGCUAUGACAUAUACAUUUUUAAUCAAUUAUUUGUAUUUUUACUUUAUUAAAUGGCCGUAGGUUUAAUGUUGAAAGAAACAUUAGUAUUCUUACUUGAAUUUAAAUAUUAUUUCCUAGCAUAGUAUGGAAUCUUAAUAUUAAAUUGAUGUUCUAGCAUUAUGUCUCUCAAAGAAGAGCAUUUUUUAAACAAAGAUGAUGGAAAAAGUCAAUACACUGAAAUUUGUUCCAAUGAAAUAGAUAUGAAGAAAGAUCAAAAUUUAAAUACAGUAGAAGAAAGACCAAUAUUCCAAUGUUGUAUUUGUGGCUUAACUGAGCAUUAUGACUGUUUUAGUAAUCAAGUACCAUUCAAUCGUAAUAUAAAAACUAAAGCUGAUGUAUAUAUUGCAAGAGAUCCAUUUUCUCCUCGGACUAAGAAACAGUAUUUAAUUUUAGGAUCAGCUUGUUCUAUUUGUGAUAAAGAUAUAUGUCUUAAACCAGAAUGUAGUUUAUUUUAUUCAAAAUACUUUUGUUCUUCUUGUACUCGAGUAAAUAUUACACAUUUCCCACCAAAAAUUCAAGAAAAAAUUAGAAAAACAAAUCGUAUUUAAUUUAUAUAUUAACUAUAUAGCUAAUUUUUAUGUAUUAACUUGCAACUUCAUUAAAAGUUAUUAUAAAGAAAAUAAGGUUCUCUUUAUGAAAAAAAUUUAAGUCAUUAAUUUUAACUUUUGUGUUUUUAGUUAAUUUUUUCAUAAUGAAAAUAAAUAUUAUCAGUUUUUUUAUUCAUAAUUG